CCUUUUUUUUUUUUUCUUGAUGGAGUGACUGCCCCUGAGCUCUGACCUAGCUUCAGAAAAACAGCCAGUGGAGUGGGUUCAUGACAAAGAAAUUAUCCAAUUACAGAUUAGCAAGGCUAUAAAAGGGAUUAGGAAGUGACAGAAAGGAGGAACACCCUGUGAGCCAGCAGCUGUAUAAGGGCAGCGCAGAGCUGGCUCCCCUGUUCUCUUCCACUCACCCCACGGGCUUCGCAUCUGCAGGACCAGCAUGUCUUGCUCGGCAGGCAUCUCUUCCUCCAGGGCCAGCGGCAGCAAGCAGUCAGCUGUCCGGGGCAGCUCAGCCUGGGGCUUCCAGGGAAGGGGCUCUAGCUGUGGCUUUGGAGGUGGCCUCAGAGGAGGCUCAGUAGGGGGCAGGUGGGGAGCAGGCUCAGGCUCUGGGGCUGGCUUUGGGAAGGGUUCCUGCUUUGGUGGGGGCUCUGGCUUCACUGGAGUUUCUGGGUUCAGUGUCGGGACUGGUGGAGGUCUCUGCAGCUACGGAGGUGGAAUGGGAGGUGGCUUUGGCAGUGGCAUGGGUGAUGGGGGGCUUCUCUCUGGCAAUGAAAAGCUGACCAUGCAGAACCUCAAUGACCGCCUGGCCAGUUACCUGGACAAGGUCCGGGCCCUGGAGGAAGCCAACACAGACCUGGAGAAUAAAAUCAAGCAGUGGUAUGACAAAUUUGGUCCUGGGUCUGGAGAUGGUGGGUCCAGAAGAGAUUACAGCAACUACUGUCGCAUCCUGGAAGAUCUCAGGAAGCAGAUCGCGGCUGCCGCAGUGGAAAACGCUAGGAUUAUUUUGCAAAUUGACAAUGCCAGGCUGGCUGCUGAUGACUUCAGGCUGAAGUACGAGACUGAGCUGGCCCUUCACCAGGGCGUGGAGGCUGACAUCAAUGGGCUGCGCAGGGUGCUGGACGAGCUGACCAUGACCCGCUCAGACCUAGAGGCACAGAUCGAGGGCCUGCAGGAGGAACUGAUCUGCCUGAGGAAAGACCACGAGCAGGAAAUGAAGAGUGUGCUAGGGAGCUGUGGAGGGGACGUGACCGUGGCGGUGGACGCUGCCCCGGGGACUGACCUGACCAAGCUGCUGAAUGAGAUGCGGGCGCAGUACGAGCAGCUGGCUGAGCAAAGCCAGCAGGAGGCAGAGGAGCAUUUCCUGGAGCAGAGCACGUCACUGCAGACACAGAUCUCUACUGAUGCCGGGGCAGCCAGUUCUGCCAAAAAGGAGAUAGCAGAGCUGAAACGCGCCCUGCAAGGCCUGGAAAUCGAGUUCCAGUCCCAGCUGGCCAUGAAAAGCUCCCUGGAAAGGACCCUGGCUGACACAGAAGCUGGCUAUGGGGCUCAGCUGUCAGGGAUCCAGGCGCAGAUCGGGUCCCUGGAGGAGCACCUCUGCCAGGUGCGGGCAGAAACCAAGUGCCAGGACCGGGAGUACGGGCUGCUGCUGGACAUCAAGACACGGCUGGAGGCGGAGAUCGAGACCUACCGCAGGCUGCUCCACGGAGAGGGCAGUGGCUCUGGUUUUGAAAGAUCCAGGAACUUGGACCUGAGUCACUCAAGACCUGACCAUCCAGAAAGAGAUUCUGGCAAGACCAGAGUGACUAAGACCAUCAUAGAAGAGGUGGUGGACGGCAAAGUCAUCUCCUCUCAAGUCAGCAGCAUCUCAGAGGUGAAAAUCAAGUAGGCAGCCUGCAGGUCUGCAAGACCGUCUUCAGGCAGCCAAUCACCUCUCUGCAUUUCUCCAGGGGAAACCAUCAGCUCAGAAACAGACGCCGCUCGGCUCCCGCACAUGCUAGCUUUCUUAUUAAAGCCUCUGCAAAGCUGAAAUGACAACCUUUGCUCUCACUUUGUCUAUGCUUCAAUAAACUCGCUCUGGCAAAAUGACAAA
Messenger RNA from Cavia porcellus (domestic guinea pig), 1897 nucleotides. RefSeq names its product keratin 24 (gene Krt24). NCBI's taxonomy places the organism in Eukaryota, Metazoa, Chordata, Mammalia, Rodentia, Caviidae. The coding region runs from base 248 to 1693 and encodes 481 amino acids. Gene Ontology annotation, molecular function: structural molecule activity. Gene Ontology annotation, biological process: epithelial cell differentiation; intermediate filament organization. Gene Ontology annotation, cellular component: cytoskeleton. The record is from RefSeq and is a predicted model, not a curated record. The transcript has 8 exons.